GCGCCGCGAGCCCGGCGAAGUCCUCAGCCCGCCCCACUUGCCCACUCCCCACUUCCCAAACCGGCUCCGUGUUUAGGGAGGGCAGUGAUCACGCAAGCCGGAGCGGCGGGCUGACGUUGGACGAGCUGCCAGGUAGCUGGAAGCAGGCAGCCAGGCAGCCGAGACACUUCGCAGCGAUUCCAGCCUGGGCUCCGCUGGAAGCCUCGCUGAAUCCCAGCCAGCUGGUUCUAACCUUCCAGAAUCGCAGUCCCUUCUCCCCACAGCCAGCCCUCGCCGAGCAAGCAGCAGGAUGUUUGCAGUGUCUCGCCCAGGGCUCUGAGACAGAGCCUGCCAUCCACUCGCACGCCUUUCUUUCAGGGCUUUUCGGCUGUUGGCUACACUGAUGUGACCCCCCCACCUCCCUUUUUGGAAUGAUGGGGAUCUUUUUGGCGUAUGUUGGAUUUGUUUUCUUUUCCGUUUUAUAUGUACAACAAGGGCUUUCUUCUCACGCAAAAUUUACCGAGUUUCCGCGGAACGUGACGGCGACCGAGGGGCAGAAUGUGGAGAUGUCCUGCGCCUUCCAGAGCGGCUCCGCCUCGGUGUAUCUGGAGAUCCAGUGGUGGUUCCUGCGGGGGCCGGAGGAAAUGGAGCCCGGGGCCGAGGGGGCCGGCGCGCAGGUGGAGCUCUUGCCAGACAGAGACCGGGACAGCGACGGGACCAAGAUCAGCACAGUGAAAGUCCAAGGCAAUGACAUCUCCCACAAGCUUCAGAUUUCCAAAGUGAGGAAAAAGGAUGAAGGCUUAUACGAGUGCAGGGUGACUGAUGCCAACUACGGGGAGCUUCAGGAACACAAGGCCCAGGCCUAUCUGAAAGUCAAUGCCAACAGCCAUGCCCGCAGAAUGCAGGCCUUCGAAGCCUCUCCAAUGUGGCUGCAGGAUAUGAAGCCCCGCAAGAACGUCUCCGCAGCUGUCCCCAGCAGCAUCCAUGGCUCUGCCAACCAACGAACGCACUCCACCUCCAGCCCUCAAGCGGUAGCCAAAAUGCCCAAACAAAGUCCACAAUCAGUGUCUCCAAUCCUUCCAGAAGUCAAACAUCUCCUCCACAGACCACCUCUACCAGUCCUUCCUUUCUUCUCUCUGUCUUCAUUUUUUUCUACUGACCCCUUCCCCACCUUCCCAAGGUCACACAGAACUGUGAAGCAGCUUCCUGCUCCUCCUCCCCAACCUGGCCGUGGAUCAACCCCUGGCGUGCAGAGCUGCAUGCUGACUCCUCCAGCAAAGAGCAAAUCGCCUGUAAAAUCUACGGAGCGGACAGCAAAGUUGACCCUAAACUCCAAGCACCACCCUGCACCCACUGUACUCUAAUUCACUACACAAGGAGCGCCUGCUUCCGGAAGCAUAAAUGAAGAGGCUAUCACAUGCUUUGUUGAUCAUAUUUUCUUUGGCAAAACACUGAUCUUUUAUUUUAAGAGAAUUAGUGUGAAGCGAUAGAACGUUUUUUAAUAGCAAGAUCUAUUUUUUUCCCUUUUCUUUCGGCGACUAAAAUCAUCUCACUGACUGCUCGAGGGUUGGCCUGAAUGUCAUCAGGAUAGGGAAUAUUUACUAUGGAUAUCACUGAUUUCCUACUAAAGGAUCCAGUAUCUUCAGGAAGCAAACAGAGAUCGAAAGGCUACAGAACAGAAGCUAUCAUCAAACAAAACCCCCUUUUUUAGGGCAGGAACAAAACUAUCAACACUGCAAGUCAACAAGGAGGACAUUACUUUAAAUAAGGAGUAACACAAGAGAGAAUUUUUUUUUUUUAUUUUCCCCUUUUUUCUUGGAUUUUUCUUCUUUUCCUUGAUUACAGUUCUUGUUCAAUGGUGGCAAGUGCUGGUUAUGGCCAAUCUCCGUCAAUCCUAGGAGGUUUAUAGAACUACAUUUUGAGUGUUCUAUAUUUCAAUGUAUUUUAAUUCAUUUUGCAAUCCCUGUAUAUGCAAACCUGACAAAUUCUGUAAAUUGCUUAUAGUAUAUGUGCUAUAACUUCAAAGUAGAUGUACUGCGACCCUCAUGCAAGCUAAUUUUUAUCAUUAUAUAUAUAAAUAUAUACUUAAGAAUAUCUACGUGUUGGGCCACUGACCAACUUUUUUUGACCAAGUGUUUGUUUUUCGUUGAUAAUUCAUACACUGCGUGAAUUUUGUAAUCCAUUGUUUCACUUCCACAGGUUUGACAGCUGCAGAUGGUCUCUGUUGUCCUCUGCUUCAUUCUGGAAAGUGCAUAUUCAAAAUUGUAUCAGUCUCUGAUCGAUUAAUUAAUUUUGUUACGUCUGUGCUAAGUUGGAAUUUGCUAUGUUCCUUUAUACAUGGGAUAAAGGUUUAUUGAGGUUUGAGAGUCUCUUGACUCGGAAGAAUGUACACUCUCUGGUUUUGACAGCUAUUUCUGUAUUAUCAUCAUUAUACUCUUGUCAAAUAGAAAUGUUACUUCUAGAAAAUUUGCCUUGGAGGUGAAUGUGGGGAAGGUGAAGCUCUCACCAUAAUUCCCAAUAUUCAUGUUAGAACAUUUCUUGCUAUGGCUAAAAAUGCUGCUUCCUUUGACCUUUAUGAAUUUCUGUACCUUUGUCAUUCUGUUAUUUGCUGCUAAUUAUAUUUUAAUGUCGCCUAAUUAAAAAUUAAAAUUUGGUUGUUGGCUAAAUACAAUAUGCAAAAGAUGAUGGCAGGUCCCUGACUAAAUAAGAUUAAUGUGUUCAGUUUUCACUGGUUAAGUGAAUUAUAAUUUUAAAUAUUCCAUUCUUAUUUUUGGCUUUAUGAUAAUUCAGACUAUUUUAUUUUGAACCUGUUUUCUACUCUGGCAAAGAAAGAUAGGCAGAACUAUUAAAGUGUUCCAUAUACAUUAUGGAAUAGAUAUAGCUUGAGAGAUAAAUGACCUAAGUUUUCCUUCCAGAGAGAUUCUUCCAUUUUCUCUCAUUACAAAACCAGAAGAUCAGCCAUGUGGGGCCAUCAGCUCCCAGCCUAAGGUCCUAUAACCCGAAGCUUGAAGGCAAUCAGUACCUCUGCUUUUCAAAGGUAAAUUCAUUUUCUUUGAUUCAGUUAUAAGCAAGUAUAUAUUUCCAUAAUAUUCUUGACAUUACCUGAGAAAUAAUAUUUCAUGCUAAAUCUUUUACUGCCAUUUUUCUCAUUCAUUUGGUUUAUCAUUUCAGUUUAAUGAGAAAAAUUAAUAAAAGUUUUGAUUGCGCUAUUUUAUUAAUCUA
Molecule: messenger RNA, 3201 nt
Organism: Rhinopithecus roxellana (golden snub-nosed monkey)
Lineage: Eukaryota; Metazoa; Chordata; Mammalia; Primates; Cercopithecidae
Gene: VSTM2A
Product: V-set and transmembrane domain containing 2A
Exons: 6
Coding region: 411-1343 (310 amino acids)
Source: RefSeq, a predicted model, not a curated record